Messenger RNA from Schistocerca gregaria, 17287 nucleotides. RefSeq lists its product as uncharacterized. Gene Ontology annotation, cellular component: nucleus. The transcript has 12 exons. The record is from RefSeq and is a predicted model, not a curated record. Gene Ontology annotation, molecular function: RNA polymerase II cis-regulatory region sequence-specific DNA binding; DNA-binding transcription factor activity, RNA polymerase II-specific. Bases 278 to 2647 code for a protein of 789 amino acids. NCBI's taxonomy places the organism in Eukaryota, Metazoa, Arthropoda, Insecta, Orthoptera, Acrididae. Gene Ontology annotation, biological process: regulation of transcription by RNA polymerase II.
CUAAACAACAUGGCGCUAAAAAUGACUGUGAAAGUAUUGAGCGCGAACGGUUCAAGUUCUUGCAUAUUUUCGCCAGAAAUAAACAUGCUGUGUGUAUCACUUCUGACAUAUUUCGUCUCCCAGAAUGCUGGUCUCGUUUGAAAUAUCUCCGAAAGUUAUCCUAAAUUUCUACCACGCAACAUCUAUUAUGACAGCUAUUCCCCGCUAAACACAAAUGCUGUUCCAGGAAGGAGAAGACGUGAAAUAAAGGAACCUUGGGCUAGCAGUUUGCGACAAUAUGGAUAACUCCAAGUGGGGUGCUCAAAGGGGCUGGAAAAGGAUAUCAGUGAAGAGAGAAAUUCCUGGAGAAUCAUUUGACAACGAAUAUGAGAUGCAGGAGACUUGGGAACCCUCAGUUAAGCAGGUGAAGCAGGAGCAGCCAUUUAUGGACACAGAAAUUGGCAACAUGCAUGAAGGACAGUUUGCGCCAAACACAGCAGUGAAGUAUGAGGCAGAGGAGUGGGGCCGGGACUCGGACAGUGGGAUUGUCGAGGAGUGCCCGUCUGAGUUCAUUUCGAGCAAACUUCUGAAAGAGGAAGAGUCGGAGUUGGAGUCAGACAGCGGCAUUUCAGAGGAAUGUGCUGCACAGGCCAGCACCCAACCGGGUCACGUUCAGAGCCCCCACGAGACAUUCCUCGAGGAGGAAAUUAUGUGGAGGUUCAGCGAGGAUUCUUAUGGCACCUGCGAUCCGCUGUCCACCGAAGAGGAACGGCAGCCCGAGAUGCCACUCGAAGUCGCCAUCAAGGAGGAGCAGCCAGACAGUGGGGAUGAAGCUGAAAGAGGACAUCAGCAGUUCGAAGACUUGCUGACGAAGAGGGGGAAGUUGCCAACACCUUACUGGGGGCCGCGCGUCCUCAGUGUCCGGGCCCCGGAAGACUCGCCCGUGGGGGAUCGACUUCCGAGCGGACACACGGAUCUGUGUGCUGCGGGCCCACCUCUGAACAACUACGUGGCCCCGUGCCCUGCGGACCCACCUCCGGAAGGCUAUGCGGCUCCACCGCCACCCCCCGACUACUGGGAUGCCAGGCCGCACAGACUGCCCAAGACGUACCACUGCCCCUUGUGCGUACGGUGGUUCACCAGCGUGCCGCACCUCAGGCGCCACUACAACACAGCCCUCCACAAGCGCCUCGCCGUGGAGAAGGGGCAGCCUGCUGUGCCCUACUGCAAAAAGUCAAGGCGGUCACGGGCUGUUUUCCUCAAGACCCUCUCUCAUGACGACACCGGAGGGGGCGGCAGGAAGCCGCCAGAACUGGGAGCUUGUGCACCAGCACUGCCACUGCCAGGGGCACAGAGAUUGCUGCAACCACCACCACCACCACCACCACCACCACAGUCCCAGGGGCCGCCACCACCACCGCCACUGCCACCACCACCAAAGGUGUUACCACCAUCACUGACGUCGGGCAUCAGGAACACGUCUAGGGCACAGGUGGGCCCACCAACACUGCAGCAGCCACAACUGAUGCCAGAUGGAGGCAGAGCACCGGCAUACGUGCCACAGCCUUUCUGCUCGUACGAGUACGAGUGGCAGCGACACAAUGUGCCCAGGCUGUUCGGGUCCCAGUUCUGCCAGCCACCGUGGGUACCUGAUGGUCCCCAGGACAGCCUCGCAUGCCAGAUGAGGUGGGAUAUGAUGCACUCCCAGCAGCAGCAGUACCUGUACCAGCAGCGAGUGCACGAGCAGCACAAAAUACGGCACCGAAUACAGCAGCAGGAGCAGCACGACCUCUGCCUGCAACACCUUCAGAAGCAGCAGCAGCAGCUCAUGCAUCCUCGUAGGUCAGGCGACAGCUCACAGUCAUUGUCCGUACCGACUACAAGUGUUACCAGUUCUGCAGUUACUGUCGCUCCUGACAGUAGUGGUAGAGGCGGUGCUGUGCGAAAGACCGUCUCGUCCUUCCCACCUGAUGACACCCCUUUCAGGAACGGCAGACAGAAUGCUUUCCGGAUCGUGCCGCAGAUGGUCUGCGAAAGUAAUUUACGUGACAGUGUGAGCCGGACCCGUCCGCAGUCUGGCCAGUCUGGCAUGCCACAGUCGACACCCGUCACGGCCGGUCAGUGCAGAGAUGAGGCAGUUCUUCUCCCCAGACACAUCGAGAAGCUGCAGUCUCAGUACCCCGGCAUCACAAUAUGUGCAGCCGAGUCAAAACGUUCUUCUCCUCCCACUCCCACUGUUACGGCAACGGUCGCCUCGCCGGACGGCUCACCCAAGUUGGGACGCGUGUGUCCCGUCUGUGGUGUGUCCUUUGACAGCGACUCUACCUUGCGGCGGCACGUCGUCAUCUCCCACUCUGGUGGCACAUACUUAGAGUGCGAGCUCUGCGGGGCGGUGCUCCCCGGCCUCGUGACAUACCGAGCCCACCUCAUGGAGCACGGUGCUGGAGCCGAUGCCGGCAAACGGCACUCUUGCGACGAGUGCCCCAAGAGGUUCACUAACAGAGCACACCUGGCCCGCCACAAAAUGUUGCACUCUGGGGAGCGGCCAUACGUCUGUCACGUCUGCAGCAAGGGCUUCAUUCGCAAGGACCACAUGCUCAAGCACGCCAAGGUGCACGACUGCCGUUGUGCCUUCUGCGUCCCCGGUGUCGUGUAUGAUUCCGCGUGAGUCUUUGCGGCUCCUGUGUUGUUGUGAGAACUCUGUUUCACUCGCAGUAAUGUGUUUAUUUUGCACUGCCAAUUGAGAUAGUCCUAAAAUGAUGUCUGGGGUUCCCAUAUAGUUCACCAGUAGUCACAGUUCCCAUAUUUUUUCAAGCAAUAUAAGAACACUUUGGAAAUAUUGCAUAAAAAAUCUAGGGCAGAUGAGUCAAACUCGGUACAUGAUUGUAUAUUCAGCCAGAGAGAAACACUACAAAUAUUUUUUGGACAAAAUUGGACACACACAACAUUAAUGGUGAUACAACUCGGAUACCAACACAUGUAUUACAAUGGUGUUCAUGUUGCAAAUGCGAAUCAUUUUCACUUGCCUUAGUUGUUGUUGUUGUUGUUGUUAUCUCCAGUCCAAAGACUGAUUUGGUGCAGCUCUUUGUGUUGUUGUUCUGUUCUGCAUGUCUCUUUUUUGCUUCUGUCUAAACAUGUUCUUCUGAAGUGCCACACUCCAAAAGCUUUCAUUCUCCUCUCAUCAGAGUUUUUUAUUGUCCACCCUUUACUUCUGUUCAAAGCUAUGUAUAGUCUUUUUCAGCAGUGCUUUUCUUACUAUCACCAUUCAGCAUUUUAGACAAUGUGUGCAAAUAUUCACUGUACAAAUACUACAAGUACCAAACUGAAGUGGAUGAAGCAGGCUUUCGAUAGGAAGUAGGUACAACUGCUUUAUCUGUGUAUACAUCUUAAGUAAUCAGCUCAAAACCCACAUUCACAGAAGAAUUGAUAAUUACUGAACUAAACUGUGCCAAUGUAGCAUUAUCUAUUAUUUGUGAUGUAUCAUGUGCUGUGAUUAUUGGCUCUAUUUUAGUUUGAGAGCAUGAAAACUUCAUUAGUUCUUGUUUGUGGGUGAGACAAAUGUGUCAUAAGACUGUAUAUGAUGAUGAUGCUCAUAACAUUUGUUUUAUUUGUACCAUCAGGCUGUUUGCUAAUGCCUAUAGGAGCAAAAAAUACUAAUUGCCCAUAAAAUUAAGUGCUUGUUUCAAAUAAAAAAGUGGCUGAUGUGUGUAAUUGGCUUCCUCCGAGUAGUUCACUAUAGGUCUCAAUGUGAACAGUAAAAGAAUUGAAUAAACCUGUCAGUCGACAAUGGAGUGUGCGGAGUUUUGAAACUGCCUGGCAUAUUUAAACUGUGUGCCAACUGGGACUCACCCUUAGCUGGCCGUGCCUGGGACUCACCCUUAGCUGGCCGUGCUCUUACCAGCUGAGCUAGCCAGGCAUGACUCAAGCCCUACCUUCCAAACUUCACAGGAGCUCUUCCAAAUACCUCAUUGCUGGGCUAGCACUCCCAGAAUAGAGGAAUGGCUGCCUGCUGCAGCUGAGGCUGAGGGUUUGGAUCCCAGUUGGUGCACAGUUUUAAUCUGCCAGUAAUUUUAUUAGAAUGAUUUCGGCGGCAAGCUGACAUGGUUCAUUCGAUACCAUUUCUCGGCACUGCUGUGCAAUCGAACUUGCUGUAUAGAGCCUAAACACACGGUAUACAGGAUGCCCACACGAAACCACAUCGAUUCCCAUAUGCAAUUUUUAAGAAAUUUGUGAGAGACAGAUACUGCAGUUUGCAGCACCUAUGCACGUGAGCACAUCUGGUGUAACAGAGGCUCAGUAAGUGUAAUUCUGUGGAGAUCACUGCAGUUAUGUGCAGGUGAUGUUGUCGCCUUCCACGUAAUCCCACAGGGAGAAGUCUGGAGGGCUCGUGUCCUGAGAUCGCCGUGGUGCAGCGUGGCGGAGUUUGAAAUUCCGUCUGCUGUUAAACUAUUUGUUAUUGUCAUCACAUUCAAAAUUCAUAUGCUCAUUUCGCAUGCACAGUAGCCAGAAAUCUGUCCAAAUCCGACCCGAGUUAAACGUUUCCACAGUCAUUAAAUUCCACCACUAACAGGAGUUAUUACAUUCAGUCCUUCUAGUGGAUUUAAAAAAGGAAAUUGCUUGCCAAAAAUUCCCAGUGAUUGAAUACUGAAACGUGCUGCAGAUACUAUGUAGGCCAAAUUUUCACAUGCAGAUAUCAUUCCAACAACACAGUUCUAAAACUUUCAAACUUCACAAAACUCUCUGUAACUACAUCAGCGUUAGUCACGACAUGUAUCAAACACGAGGAACUCAGUAUUCCUUCAUUUUACACAUUGUUUUCACUCUCACUAGUAACAUGACCGUCCGCAUUCAAAGCUAGCGAGAAACUCCCUUCUUGCAACUUCACUCUCAGUGUAACUAUCAGAUAAUGAGUGGGAACCACAGUACUCACUGCCAUCGAGAAUGCUCACUCAUGAUCAUACUUGCACCAAAACUGGCCUGCACCAAUCCAUAAAUACGUCAUCCUGAUAUACAAAUAUUAAAAUAAUGUUUAAUAAAUGAAAAUGAAAAGACAAUAAAUCUGGAAAUAUCCUGUAGAUACAGAUAAUACUCCAGCUGACUUUGUGACAGCUCUGUUACAAUAGCAAUCACACCUCGACAUACGUCAUCGGCAGUUUGGGUAAGUUCCCUAUGUACAUUUUCCCACAACAGGCUUGACUAACUUUUGCAGGUUACUUAAGAUGGUAUAUAAUGCAACAUUAAAAUUUGACAAAUGUCCCAUGUACACACACUCAUUCACUCACAUAUACUCCCACAACAAUUGUAGACACCAAUAAUAAUAUUGUCUCAUCUUUAAAUUAAAAAAACGAAAAAUAAUUAAAGUUUUAAUAUUAAUUAAUUGAUUUUGCACCCUGCCAGUUAUGUUUAUGUUUCUAGAUAAUACCAAAGGAUAAACUAUUUAAUUUCCUAACUGAAUUUAUUUUCCUAAGUGUCAGUUUCUUACUUUUUUAGCAAUUUCUUAUCUCUGAAACUAUGAAAUGAAAUGAAAUGAAAUGUAGUGUGAUGAGGGCCUCCCGUCGGGUAGACCGUUCGCCUGGUGCAAGUCUUUUGAUUUGACGCCACUUCGGCGACUUGCACGUCGAUGGGGAUGAAAUGAUGAUGAUUAGGACAACACAACACCUAGUCCCUGAGUGGAGAAAAUCUCCGACCCAGCCGGGAAUCGAACCCGGGCCCUUUGGAUUGACAAUCUGUCGCGCUGACCACUCAGCUACCGGGGCAGACUCUGAAACUAUGAUAGUUAUAAAGUUGAAAUUUGAAUGCAAACUUCUCCUGAAUGUCAAAAUGUAGUGUACCAAUUUUGAAAAUGAUUGAAUAAUAUUUAAUAUCAUUUACUUAGGUUUUUAUAGGUGGUGAAUGUACGCAUCCAGUAAGAGACGUUAGAUAGCUUUCCCACGGCAGGUAGUGACAGAUGCGCUUGUGUCUCCCGGUUAGGCUGGCAGAUGCUGGCCCCCAAUGUAACAUGCAGCUAGCUAUCCUAAAACAAACAUUCGCUCGGAACAAACUUGCGACACUACAUACGCCCCAAGAACCUAAAAUCUCUCCUGAGCAUAUUUUAUGGUUCUUAUUGAAGGAGAGUUUUAUUUUUUUAUUAUUAUUUUUUUUUAGUUGAAUCUUUAAAUACCACUACACUGUUAAUCACAAUUUGUUUUCCUCAAUUAACCAAAUAUCUAAGCUACAUGACAGUAUUAUACACGAUUACAUCGAAUAUCAAAGGCUAGUACUGAAUGGCAUACAAUCAAAUUAAUUUACAGAAUUUCCAUCUUUUUCUCAUAUCACAUUUUUCACACAAAAGGUCCUUACUCUUUCAUAAUGAAUUCAAGCAAAAACAAUCAAUUAACAUUUCACUCUAUCAGUGUCCAAAAUAAUUGACUACAGAUAUAAUUUCAGCACUGUGGAGGGCGUCCUUUCGUAUUGCAGAAUAUAUUCACUUCGAUAUGGUGGUCGUCUCUUUACCUAACAUUUCUCUGACAACACGUUGAGGUUCUGAUAACUGUCUCCAAUGAAUAAAAUGGGUGUGGAUCACUUCUAUUCAAAACUUACAUAUGGGUCACACAAUGGGCUCGUCACUGGAAUUCAGCGUCCAGCUCUGUCUCAAACCAGGUUCUCUCUCAAUCUCGUAUCAGGUUCUGUCAUAUUUUCGUACCUGUGAUAUACAGUAUGUCUGAGAGUCCAUUCUUAAUCUAUACAUCCUACCCUAACACACACAUAUACUCCAAUCAGCAGUUGCUGCUCUCAAAUUCAAUAGCACAGAAACCCAGAAAAAAAAUUCCGGAAACUUUACUGUCCUCCACAAUUUACUUCUUAUUUACACAAAAAAUUUCUUUCUCAGACAAAUUCAUAUUACACUGCAAUUUAACAUUUUCUUUGCAGUACCUACAUUUGAUACUAAUCCUCUCAGUAAAAAGUGAAUUAACUGCUACAAAAUCUGUUGCUUCAUAAAAAAAACACUCUUUCUUAACUCUUUUUCAGAAAACCAAAUUUACACCUUCACACAAAUAAGCUAUUGUACACAAAGAACAAAAUACAGCAUCAUAAAAUAUCCUGAAAAGUUAUCUCUGCCACCAUAUGCAACACCCCCCCCCCUCUUAAAAAUCAUUAAACAUUAUGUUAAGAAAUACAAAAUCAUUAAGCGCUGAAAAUCAUUCAGUCCACCACCUGCAGUCCUGCAUUUCCUUCUAUACACAUCUUACCAAAAGAGAAAACAGUUUCAUCAUGUUACUAAAAUUUACUUAUGCCUGCUUCAGUAGCUUUGAGACACAUCUUACAUAAUACUAUAUACAAAGAAUAUCUAUUCUAUAGAGUAGUCCUCAGCAAAAUCUCUGAAAAAUAUCCUUGGCAGUUUCUGUGGCUCUAGUAAAGUCUUCACAUUAUACACAUAUUACGUAAGGAAUACAGUAUUAUUGGCAAAGAAUACCAAAAGUUUAUGUAGAAAAUUUGAACACAGCUCAUACCACCUCUGUGGCUCUGCCCUUGUCAUACAUAAUAUUAAAGAAAAUAAAAAAUCCUUAUAGAACAGUACUGAACCUAUUAGCCAAUUACUGUGGCUCUACAUUACACAUAACUGAAGCUAACUCCAGUCAACUUCUGUGGCUCUCAAAGCAUCUCUAGCACUAGUCAGCUACUGUAGUUCUUCAUCAUUCCAUGAUUAAAUUACAAUAUAUAUACAGUACAUACAAAAGAGGUCCUUAUAGAAAAAACAUUAAACUCGACUCUUAUCAACUUAUGUGGCUCUCCAACACCUCUGUUCACAAUAUUCAAGAAAACAUACCUUAUUGACAAUAUUAAAUACACUUUAGUGAGCACUGUUACCUCAGUCCCCUCUUUUACUUUCAACAAGACGAUAACUAGAUGGUAUUGUCAAGGAUCCAUACAAGGGCCUGGCAAGAAUAGGAAGACCGUCUAAGGACUCUGUCAAUAGUUUGUGUUCACAUCACUCAGCAGGUCCGUAAUCUGGUGGUAGUGCUGAGUGGUAAUACAAGAAAUUGCUAUGGAUAGAUAGAUAGAUCGAUCCUGACUCCCAAAGGUGGGGAGAAAGGAUACAUAGAUUAAAGAGACAGAUAGGCCACAGGUUUACGAAAAUGAAAAUUGAAGAAAUAAACGAUCAGCUGAACACUCUGCGGGCACUAACCACAAUGUGCAAGUCACACGGCCCUGGAGUAUUGUUUAGGAAUGUCACUUUGUUCUUCAUUUACACUUGGUCUUUUUCCAAUGAAUAGAAUAACUACAGGUUUUCCACUGAUUCUUAUAAUUACAUCAUUGGAUCCAAAAUUUACCCAUCCUUCAUAUUUAUGCAUGAAUUUGGCACCUACCAACAUUUCCACACUGAGUCCAUUUAUAACUAGAAAAUUCCGUUUUAUGGCUACCCCACUUAUAGCUAUGGGUAAUAGGACUGCUUGUUUAACUACUUUCUUAGUUUUUCUAGUAGCUACAAUAAUGUUUAAACCACUCACCGGCAUUGUUUAUUCUUUGGGAGGGCGGGCAUUUACAAAAUUCUGUGAUACAGCACACACUUCCGAACUGGUAUCCGUUAGACAAGGAACCUUUUCUCCAAACACUGUCACCUCAAUUAUAGGUUGACAAAUAUGUUUUUUUCUGACCACAGACUCAGGUUCGUCUAGUAAAUCCCGCACUACUUCACGCCUAUCGAAACCUACCCCUUCAGUGGAAAGUACACUUACCUUAACUGGGCCCUCUUUCACUUCAUUAGUAGUGGCAGCUUUAACUAUCCUGUCCACUCUUGAUAAAUCAAAAUAUUUCUCUAGCUUCUCACCCUCUUUAAUAACCUCUAAUUCUGCAACCCUCUCCUAGGUGGUGUAAGAAUUUUCAAAUUCAUUUACUCCUUCCUCUUAUUCUGACCCCUCUUCCUCACUACUGGAAAUUAGUUCAUUCCAACUAUAUACCACCUUCUUUACACUAUUAUACUUUUCGUUGGGUACCUCCUCGACUAUUUCCCCAAUAAUAAUGCUACUUCCACCAUCUCUAAUAGGCCUCUCAUCUGUUUUGCAGUGCUGAUUCACCCCCACCUCAUGAUCUAAGUCUUCACUUUCUGUAUUUAGUUCCUUCUUAAUAUGGUUCCUGCGAUCUUUAUUUGAGCUUUCCAUUUCACAAAAGACUACUGCAUUUACUGAAUAACCAAAUUGUUUUACGGUGUCAUUCUCCUUUACCCUUCUAUUUUCUAUUAUGCUACUCCCAAGCUGUUUGGUACAUGCCUUCUUAAUAAAGGGCGUCACUAGCGGGUUUAACGUAUACGAUUUCAGUCUGCAAAUGCUAGCGCCAUUGCAGACUGCUAACAGUUUUCCUCCUGUGUGAUGUCAUUGCCUCUGACGUUUCUGUCACCUGUUGGGCCGUGCCUACCCAUUACAUUAGCACACUGCAGCUGACAGCAAUCAAAGUAUUGUACUCGGUCAUUGAACCUAUUUCCAACAUAGCCCCCCCCCCCCCCCCCUCUGAUAUCUGCCUCUAUAACUGUUACCUCUUUGACCGCCUAUUCUGUUUACAUUGACUUCGGCUGUGUUAUCAUUUGAUCUAACGGAAGGCCUAUACUCUCUUCUGUUAUUUUCCUCUUCUUUUAAGUUUUCUACUCACACAAUAUAAUGAAUAAACUGGUCAAUGUCAUACCUAGGUGCCGAGAUGAACUUAUUUCGUCAGCUCAAUGUCAAUUUGUUUUCAAUACCCAUGAUUGUUACCCACUUUUGUACAAAUCUUUUAAUGUUAUCGCUCUUGGAAUCAAUUUUUCCCCCGACCAAAAUUUAUUCAACACUUCCAGUUGCCCCAACCAAAAUUUAUUCAACACUUCCAGUUGCUUCCUCUUUCCACAGUAUUCUUCAAAAAAUGUCUGUUUGAACUCUACUAAUUUAUCGUAUUUAUCAGAAGCCAAAUUCUCCCAUUAGAUUAAGAGGUGAUGAAUCCAGUCUUUUGCUUGUCAUUCCACACUUUAGGUAACACAUCUUCAAAAUCACUCCAAAACUCUUUAGACUGAACAUUCUUAUAUGGAUUAAAUUUCAAGAAUUGGUGAUGUGUUACAUAAGCAAUUUCAGAUUAUUCUACUACCCCCUUAGUCACUACACAGCCACUAUGGUUUUUAACAUUUUUCUCUACUCGGGUUAGUCUACCCUCAUGCUCACACAAUUGUUCAUUCACACUGGUACUAAAUUGCUGGAUAUUAGUUUCUAUGUUAGUAAUUUUACUAGCCACUUGCAUACCAAUCUUUGCACACACAUCUUUGUCUUCCUUGAUUUUACUUGCUAAUACUGUGUGUCUUUCUUCACAGCACUUUUCUACAUUUUGAACCUGUUCAUUAACUUUGUCUAAUUCUAAAUGUAACUGUUGCUUUGACUGUUGGUUGUCUUCAGAAACUUGUACAAUCUGUGUAGUUACUUCACUUUUCACUGUCACAAUAGCAGUAUUACAUUCCUGUCUGACCUGCUUAAUGUCACUUUUAACAUUAUUGCUGAACUAACUCAUAUCAUUUUUCCAAGUACCCUCAAAUUCAAAAUUUUAUCUUCCAUUUUGGAUUCCAUCUCAGUUGACAAAUUAUUGAACCCUUGGUUAACCUCCUGCAUUAACACAUCUACUUCAGUGUGUAACUCAUUUAUUUCCAGACCUAAUUUAUUCAUUUUAGUAUCAAGGUCAUUACCCAUUUUAUUAAUUUUGGUGUCAGUAUCAGAACUUAAUGACAAUUUUAUAUCUUAACCCAUCUCCUUCAUAUGUUUGAGAAUAUUUACUGAAACUCUCUCUUUUGGUUCAUAGGCCAGUGACCCUGGUUCCUGUUUCAUUUCUUUAACCAUAACAGGUAGAUAUGGGACACUGGGUUCCGAUACAUUUUGUUCACUAUCAGUCCCACAAUUAACAUACAGUGAAUCUGGCAAACUAUCACUAGCAUUUGCUUGUGACACAUCAAAACUGAAAUUACCAAUCAUGGAAUCAUUCUCAUCUUGUACAUUCCCCAAAUGUACCCCUAGUCUCUCCUUUAUUAUCGCCUGAAUAUUUUCAGCCAUGCUGCAAAGUUUCUUGGCACACACACACAAACCUCUAAGUAGAACACUACUUAUCUUUUGCCUCAUCUGGAUGACUGCACGGCGAGGUGAUACCGCGGGUCCGUUCUCCAGGACCUGCUUCAACCGAUCCAGUUUACGCGCCAGCACUCCCUACACGGUUGCCAACUGCUCCGUCUACCAGUUUGCUGCUGUAGCGUGGCGCCUGUCGACCUUCAGUUAUCGGCACGUAGUCUACUUCUGCAGACCAUCAGUUGUUCACGCUGACUUGUACCUUCACUAGUAACUUCGCACACAAGUUCCUUGCUGCUGUGCUCCAACUACCAUUCAUUAGCACACUUGCCUAUUGUCUCACAAUAGUUCCUUUAUCACUCGCAUGUGAAUACUUUGAGUCCAUUUAAACACUGCUGUUUUUUUAUGAAGUUCCUACCCACCUGAACUUUACUAUAGUCUUUCCCGACCAAUGCACCAAUUGCGGCAUGGUGGGGUUUGAAAUUUCAUGUACUGUGCAGGCUGCAAGUUAGAUCAGUGUCUGCUUGAUGUCUGUUCACUUUGCAAUGUAGAUACUUAAAAGAUGAUGUAAAAGUGGCGUUCAUAAAAAAACACCAUCUAAUAUCUACAAUUUCUGAGGACAUGCAACUCUAGUAAUGAAAUAAAGUUCUGUAUAAAAACUGGAAAUAAAAAAUUUAUCGGGCGGUUAGAUAAUGGAUUGGCUUCUGGAAAAUAAUGCCCAAAAUUUUCACACAAAAAUGUUUAUUUGUUCUUAUAAGCAAAGAAAUGGUACUAUUCAGUCCACAUUUAAACUACCUGUUAUUUUGGUCAAGUUCACAAUUCAUACGCUCGUUUCACACGCACAGUAGCCAGAAAUCUGUCCAAAUCCGACUCAUGUUAAACAAUGUUUCCACAGUCAUUAAAUUCCACCACUAACAUUAGUUAUUACAUUUGGUCCUUCUGGUGGAUUUCAUAAAAGAAAUUGCCAAAAAUGCUCAGUGGUUGAAUACUGUAACUUCCAAACUUCACAAAACUCUCCGUAACUACAUCAGCGUUAGUCAUGACAUGUAGGAAACGCGAGGAACUCAGUAUUCCUUCAUUUUACACAUUAUUUUGACUCACACUAGUAACAUGACUGUCCGCACUCAAAGCUAGUGAGAGACACUCUUCUUGCAUCCUCACUCCCAGUAUAACUAUCAGAUAAUGAGUGGGAACCGUCUCAAUUCUGAUUGGCUAACAGUACUCACUGCCAAUCAGAAUGCCCACUCAUGAUCAUAUUCGCACCAAAAGUGACCUGCACCAACCCUUACGUACAGAUGCAUCUACGUCAUCCUGAUAUACAAAUAUUAAAGUAAUGUUUAAUAAAUGAAAAUGCAAUAAAUCUGGAAAUAUCCUUUAGAUACAGAUAAUACUCCAGCAGACUUUCUGGCUGCCCUGUUACAAUAGCAAUCACACCUAGACAUACGUCAUCGGCAGAGUGGGUAAAUUCCCUGUGAACAUUUUCCCACGACAGGCUUGACUAACUUUUGCAGGUUGCUUAAGACGGUAUAUUGGUAUAUAAUGCAACACUCAAAUUUGACGAAUGUCCCAUGUACACACUCUCAUUCACUCACAUAUACUCCUACAAUAAUCUUAGACACCAAUAAUAAUUUUGGCUCAUUUUUAUAUUACAAAAACGAAAAACAAUUAAAGUUUUAAUAUGAAAAUCUCAGUUAAUUAAUUUUGCACCCAGUGAGUUCUGUUUAUGUUUUUAGAUAAUACCAAAGUAUAAACUAUUUAAUUUCCUAACUGAACUUAGUUUCCUAAGUGGUAGUUUUUGACUUUUUAACAUUUUUUUCGUCUCUGGAACUAUGAUAGCUAUAAAGCUUAAAUUUGGAUACACACUGCUCCUGAACGCCAAAAUUUUGAAAAUGAUUGAAUAAUAUUUAAUAUAAUUUAUUUAGCUUUUUAUAGGCGGUGAAUGUACACAUCCAGUAAGAGACAUUGAAUAGCUUUCCCAUGGCAGGUAGUGACCCAGUUAGGCUGGCAGAUGUCAGCCCCUGCAGUUACAUGCAGCUAGCUAUCCUAAAAUAAAUGUUUGCUUGGGACAAACUUGCGAUGCUACAGUGGCCACUCGGUUUCUUCGUCACAUCCUAUCUGUCCCCACUCAGAUGUUUGAUCCGGGAAAUUGUAAAUAUGUAAACUGCAGUGCAUUGGUGCACCAUCCUGCUGGAGGAUCACAUUUGGCUGGAAUGGAAGAAGCUGAGGGACAGCAAAUUUAUGAAGUAUACCCAGAUAAACAGUUCUCAUUACUAUUUCCGUGCUGCAGAAAAAUGGUCCAACUGUACUGUCUUUCAUGAGUGCAUGCCUCAGAUUUAUCUGGAGAAUGUACCAAGAAAUGGAACUGAGGAAGCCUUUGAAACACACAGGGUGCGACAACACUCUUAUUUGGUUGCCUGGUGCAUAUUCUUCCACGCAUAGUGGUGCCGAUAGUUGCACAUCUCUGCCCUGAGUAUCUAAAUUAAAACAGUGUAAAUGCUAUCCUUGAUGUAGCCCUAGGAGAAAGAAUUUAAGUGUAUAACAUCUGGGGCCUGUGGUUGUCACAGCAGGACAGGCUCCUCCCGUCCACAGCCCUAAAGAAAUUGGCACUUAGUACGGUGGUACAUGGAAGCAUUACUUUUCCAGUAAUCAAAUUACACCGCACAAUAACCUUUGUCCAAACUCAUCUGUACUUGUAUUAGUAUUGAUUUUAAUUUAUGCUUGAAUCUGUGUUAUUGUUACCUAUAGCCAAGGCUUCUUGUCCAAUACGAUAUCCUAUAACACUUAAGAUUCUCUUUAAUACUACGAAGGAAUUGGUCCUUUCCUUUAUUCAUGUCGCAAGUACUGUUCAAAACAGAUACCGAAUCAAAAGAAUAUUAAAUGUACAUGAAUAAAUUAAUCGAUUGACAGUUUAUAAACUAAGAAAUUAAGACAGAAUGAUAUAAAGUGCUACACAGAAUAUAACUGAACAUAAUCAAAUAUUUACACUGAGUACAAUAUUUGUAUGAGUUGUGGCCAGUAUUUCACUACUGUGAUAUGCACCGCCCCUAAUUGUGACUGGGUGGCAAUUCUUCUCCAGUUUUGGUGCAUUCUGAAUGACUGGGAUUUUCUGCUUCUGUAGGUCGGCCCUGGAUUUUGUUAACUGUGACAGAAGUGGAGCAGCAGACUGUAAAUAAAAAAAAAAAAAAACUUCCUGGUCUUUGGAUAAGUUGAUGGUGGCCAAUGUUUGUAGAGGAAAUAAGCCAACAUGUUCCAGACCUUUUGUCUCUCUGUGUUAGCAGCCACUCCACAUCUGACAUUGUGCGGGGUGAAUAUUACUUCCAUGUAUACUGUGCGUAUGUUUCUUGCCAUCAGCUAUUAAAAUGCAAUAGCUGCAAAUCUGAUGCAUUGUAUAGGGAUUUAACACCAGGUGUUUUUGCUUUUGAUGUCAAUGAAAAGAUUAAAUAAAAAAUAAGGGGGUAAUGACCAUCCUUGUCUUAUUCCUUUUCUAAUUUGAUCGAGGCAGAGUUUACACUAAAAUCUAAUUUUAGAUAUUCUGUGUGACAAGUAAAUGAUUAACAAAUGUUCGAGAGAGCUGAUCUCAAACCAGUUACUAAAAUUUUUAUUGUGCAAACUGCAGUAAAAUGCUGUUCCUCCCCUAUUGUUAAUAAAAGGAAAGGGGGAAAAGACCGCAAACACACUGCAGCAAGCACCGCAAUGCCUCAAGGUGGCCAGCCCCGUGUGUGGGCUAACUGAUUUCUGCUGUGGAUCCUCACAUUAGUGUUUGCAGAACACUUGUAAGGAGUACAAAACAUUGGGCCCAAAGUCACAUUUAACACAUUUGUAACUUACUUCCUAACCUUCACAUGAAUGCGACACAUGGAGCGACAGAUGUGCAUCUGUAUGCUGCAAACCACAGCAGAGGGUACUUCCCAUUAUACUAGUUAUUAGGUCUUCUUCAGGAAAAAAGACUGCUUAAGCACCUCCAUGUACACUGUAAGUAGUCUGAUCUCCUCUUUGUGGUACCUGAGGGAGCAAUAUCUUGCGUUGCUAGUUUUUUUGCUUAGAGCUGGUUUUGCCGAAACUAUGUACGUAGGAUUUCUCAGGACAGUUCAUGUCUAUCUUCGAGAGGGUGCCAGUUCAGUUUCUUUGGCAUCUUUGGAAAGUUCUUUAGCAUCUUUGUGACACUUUCCUGUGAAUCAAACAGAUCUGUGACCAUUUGUUAUGCCCUUUUCUGUAUCGUUAAAUAUCCCACAUUAAUCGUGUUUGGUACAGGUCCCACAGACUUGAGCGAUAUUCUACAAUGGGUCAUGUGAGUGUUUUCUAGAUUGACUUCGUUCCCCUAGUAAUCCUAACAAUGAACCAAAAUCUGCUGCGUGCUUUACAUAUAACUAAGCAUAUGUCGUCAUCCCAUUUUGUAUCUCUAUGAAGUGUAACAGCCACAUAUUAGUACGAGUUGACCAAUUCCGAUUGUGUCUUGUUAGUACUGGAGUCGUACGAUACUAUGUUUCUUCAUUUUGCAGCAUGCUCAAUUUUACAUUUCUCAACAUUUAAAGCAAGUCGCCAACCUUCACACCGCUUUGCAGUCAUAUCUAGAUCUGACUGCACAUUUUUGCACUGAGACAGCUUUUACUCCACUGCAUUUUCUCUGGACUGUGUGGCCUUCGUGUUUGCAGAAUGUUUGUUCAGUUAUUUCCCAUCAGUCUCUGUUCCUUUACACUAGUGUCAAUAAAUAACACAUAGGAUAUCAGCUCUUCCUUCAAAACACACUGACUAUUCACAAACCAGCAGUGGAUACCUAAUUUAACUUUCAAACUGCACCAAGUUCCUACAUUUUUUGUUAGGCUUUUACCUACUUUAUACUGAAAGACUAUGCUUCUCCAAUAAUGCUUGUGUGAAAUAGUGCUGUGUUACUUGUCAAUGUGCUCUUUGCACUACUGUAUUUAUGGGAGCACUUUCCAUGCCCACUCUUGUAUUUGAUAUCAGUUUGUAAGAAAAUGUAUUACACAAAAUUUCUUGUAAUGUAAAGAAGUGAAUGAAAUGAAAUGCGAGAUGUGUAAGCUGUUAUUGUAAAUGUUGUUGUGAUGAGGAGUGUAAACAUAUCAUUGUGAAGAAGUUAAAAUUGUUUUCCUCUUGUGCAGGUCACAUUUGACUGUUUUUACUUUACUCAGGAACUGCUUAUUUAUCAGCAAAGCUUUUACAUUGAAUGGUUGAUUUUUUUUAAAUUUGAUGUGAAUUUUAGGAUUUACAUUGAAGGGGUUGAUGGAAGAUAGUGCUAACCCUCAAUUUAGGAAGGAUUAGUGUGGACAUGUUAUCUAUUGUAUAUACAAAUGUCUCAAACUUGUGACAACUAAAUUACAGAUGAGUGACUAGUAAGAAAUGCCUUUUAUAUAAAUUGUUUUGUAUUACUGCAGUUGAAUACUUGUUUUUUUUUUCAACUAGCUUUUUUUUUUUUUUAUUUUUACUUUGUAUAUAACAUGGAAUAACUGAAUAUGCGCUCUUAUGGGUUAGGAAUUCUUCUGCUGAUCACUUCAGUUGUCUGGUGGUUUAUUGUUUAUUAUUUCAUUUUUAAUAGAAAGAGCAUAAGUGGUGGUAGAAAAGAAACAUAAAACACUGCUACAUAAAUUGUUUAUGGGUGUUGCUUGUCAGCAAAUGUAUUAUAUUGACUUUCUUUAAAAAAAAUGUAAACUUAAAUGUUAGAAAUUUUUGGAUUUUUCUUUACAGUGCAUCAAGAAUCGAAUUGUCAGUUCUAAAAACACAGUGUAAAGUGGAUGUUAAGACUGGCACUGUGAAACCAAAUUCCUGUCAGCAGCACACCACAGCUUUCAGUUGGAAUGUUACUGUAUUAGUUGAGAUUAUUAACUUGUGUUGCGUUUGGACUUGUGUACCAAUACAGAAAUUUAUAGAGAUUAGUCCAACUGUGAUGAAGUGAUGGUAUGAAAAAAACUCAGGUAACUGGAUGAUGAACCAAGUAAUUGUUUGUUUAGUAUCUUAUAUUCUUGUACAGAUUUCUGUAUGGUUAGAAAACUCUAAGUGGAUGUAUGUUGAAAACAUUACUCCCACUGACAGUGAUGAAUGUGAAAACUCAUAUGAUUUUUUUUUCUUUUCUUUACUUUCAUAAUGAAACAAUUGUAAUCACAACAUAUGUAUGCCUAGAACAGCACUGGCUCCAAGAUGCAGCAGAUAUAUUUCAGAUUUGAUUCUGUUCUUGUCCAAAACAGUGUUAUGUGUCGAUAAAAGAUAAUUAUGGUGUCGAAAUUUGAAAAACAUUAUUGGAUGUUACUGUA